UUAUUAAUAUAUACAUCUUUAGAACUUAUACAUAAAGACUUGUGUUAGUGAUUCAGAACUAUUUUCACUUAAAGGAGUUUUUUAGAACUUGCUUGCAACAUGCAGCAUGAAAUGGAGUCAGAUACUGAAACCGAUAACCCGCAGUUUUGCUCGUACAGUUCUCCUCAGUCACAAAACUACCACCGAUCAUACGAGGAAUACGUCCAGACCAAUUCCAGCGCAUCCGCGAUGUCAACUACCCGCUCUCUCUUGGGAGAAUCGCCUGUCCAUCAUCAUCAAGACUCUAACCACUCAACCUCAGCUGCAAAUGCGUCAUCAUCUACUACCGGGACGAAUUCAUCCUCGAUCAGUAAUCCCGGAAAUACACUACUUCCAAGUGUUUUAUCAGACCAGAGCUGGUCCGAUCAAACGUACUCAUCUGCCGACUACUCUAGAGCUUUCGAUUAUAAUAGAUCGCAAUAUGACGCACAUCAAAUUCAACAGCAGCAGGAAUAUCGUCAAAUGUCGCAGCAGUAUGCGAAAUGCUCAACAACAAACUGCUAGAGGUGUUGUAGUCGGUUACAGCCCUACGGGGAAGGUUCCUGGAAAUAACGCUCAAACUGCUGCCCAAGGAAGGGCAGCAAAAGAGGCCAGGAUCAGGAGGCCUAUGAACGCUUUCAUGGUAUGGGCAAAAGUGGAAAGGAAAAAACUUGCUGAUGAAAAUCCAGAUCUACACAAUGCGGAUCUCAGCAAGAUGCUUGGUAAGAAAUGGCGCUCUCUAACUCCGACUGAUCGGAGGCCUUACGUUGAGGAAGCGGAACGUCUGCGCGUCAUCCACAUGACAGAACAUCCAAACUACAAGUACCGUCCACGCCGUCGCAAACACGCUAAAGGUCGCACGGCCCCAGGAUCGGUUCCUCAAACGCCACAAACACCUGAUCAUCAAAUGGCCUCAGACCAGCAACGAUUCCGGUUGCACAGUCCAGGUGGAUAUGUUCCAAAUAAUAACAAUCCUGGUGAUAUGUCACCAGGUUUGGGUUACUCUAGUCCAGGCUUAGACUAUGACUAUUCAACAAGGUUGAGCGUAAACAGUCCCCUCUCUAACCAGUACAUGUCUCCGUAUCAUCAGGGUUAUUUAAGUAACGGAUACACUGGUUAUCCGACAAGUAAGGGCUAUGGAAAUAUUCUACAUACGCCAGAAUCAUCUCCCACUCAGUCUCCUGAGCCUACCUCCAGGUCUAAUAAAGACGAGAAAUUAAUGGAGAAGAAACAACCCGAAGACGCUUUACCAACGCCUGAAAUGUCUCCAAUGGAGCAUGAAAAAGAAAACGCGGUUACCACCUGUCAAUAUAAUGACGAUAAACAAAGACAGUUCCAGAAAUCUUAUAGAAGUUCUGUAACAUAUCCAAAUGCUUCAGGAUCAACAAUAGCUGCGAUGGGUGUAGCAAACGGCAUGUAUGUAAUGUGCACAAAUAGAGGUUUGUUGGACCAAGGACCAGUAGUAACUGGAACAUUUUUUCCACCGGUAGCAACUUCUCAGGAUCAUCAACAUCUAGGAACAAACACUCAGGCUAUAAUGACAAUGCCUUCAAUUCAAUCAACAGCUGAAUACGAUUAUUUCUCAAGUUAUCCAACACAUCAGUCUCAAGCUCCCCAGGCUCAGCAUGUCUUGAGCAAUGGGUACGAAUCAGAAAAACAAUGUCCACAAUACGCUACUGUGUAUCCAGAAUCUAACGACUCACCGGAUAGUGAAGUCGACGCAAGGGAAUUUGACAAAUAUCUUAAGUAUGGUGUAUCUCAAAAUGUAGCCGACAGCAACCACAAUUAUCAGGAAAUAGUGCAACCGCCAACAUAUCAUUCAGAUCCGUACUAUCCAGGCCCAGAACUGACAACAGAAUAUCACACGGUUAAUGAUGGAUUCCAUUCAAACGCAGGUUCUUACUAUGGAACCGAUAGAAUGUAUUACGACCCUGUAUUACCAAACGGUCAAAUUAUUGUACCCAGUACACCUCUGAAGAUGGAUAUGUUGCCACCUGUCAUGAAUCAAUAUGCUGGCGAAUUUGUAGCCCAGGCUGAUGUUCAAGCCUUAAAGGGCGAUGAUGACUUUAGCGUGAUUUUGGCUGGUGUUAGAAAAACGUGUUAUAGCAAUUGA
Molecule: messenger RNA, 2131 nt
Organism: Ctenocephalides felis (cat flea)
Lineage: Eukaryota; Metazoa; Arthropoda; Insecta; Siphonaptera; Pulicidae
Gene: Sox15
Product: putative transcription factor SOX-15
Exons: 3
Coding region: 107-2131 (674 amino acids)
Biological process (GO): cell differentiation; regulation of DNA-templated transcription; anatomical structure morphogenesis
Molecular function (GO): DNA-binding transcription factor activity, RNA polymerase II-specific; RNA polymerase II cis-regulatory region sequence-specific DNA binding
Source: RefSeq, a predicted model, not a curated record